This is a messenger RNA of Phyllopteryx taeniolatus (common seadragon), 2892 nucleotides long. RefSeq names its product WD repeat domain 36 (gene wdr36). The coding region runs from base 152 to 2815 and encodes 887 amino acids. Gene Ontology annotation, molecular function: protein binding. The record is from RefSeq and is a predicted model, not a curated record. NCBI's taxonomy places the organism in Eukaryota, Metazoa, Chordata, Actinopteri, Syngnathiformes, Syngnathidae. Gene Ontology annotation, biological process: rRNA processing. The transcript has 22 exons. Gene Ontology annotation, cellular component: small-subunit processome; Pwp2p-containing subcomplex of 90S preribosome.
GACUCUUUUUUUGUUGCCGCUCGCUGCAUCCGUUUCCUCCCGAGAAGCUUUCUUGCUCGUCUCUCCUGAUUGCUCGUCUUCUUGUCGUCUUCUUGUCGUCUUUUUGUUACUUUUUGCUUCUUCGGGUUGGUUCUUCGCUUUGUUGGCGUUGAUGGCGGCGGGAGGCGGAAGUUGUUUAUUUAGCGGCUUCCGGCUUUUGGGACUUUACUGCAACCACGUGCCGCAUGUGCUACGAUACCACCGCAAACAUCGGGAGUUCUACCUGGUGACGUCAGUAGGGAAAUGUUUGCACACGUACAACGUCAACCGCUUGGGCAUCGUCGCCGUCAGUAACAGCCUGCCGGACGACAUCACUUGCUUGGCGGCCGACAGGAUGUUGGUGUUUGCCGCCGCCGGCUCGCUCGUCUACGCCUUCGCCAGGAACAAAGAGGUGGUGAUGUGUUACCGUGGACACAAACAAGAAGUGCGCUCGCUGCUUCCUUUCGGUGAUCAACUGAUCUCGGCCGACGGCGGCGGGCUCGUCGUUGUGUGGGACGUCCGAGGCGGUGACGCGUACCUACAACUGAACUUGGACCCCGUGACCUUCGACGUGUCGGCAAUGAUGCAUCCCAGCACGUACCUGAAUAAAGUCCUGCUGGGGAGUUCCCAGGGUGCAUUGCAGCUCUGGAACCUAAAGACCAGCAAGUUGUUGUACACGUUUGCGGGCUGGUCAGCGGGCGUCAGCGUGCUGCAGCAGAGCCCGGCGGUGGACGUGGUGGGCGUCGGCACCGCAACGGGCCGCAUCAUCAUUCACAACAUCCGAUUGGACGAGACGCUGAUGACCUUCACGCAGGACUGGGGGCCAAUCACGUCGCUGGCUUUCCGAACAGACGGGCCACCCACGCUGGCGACGGGCAGUCCUCAAGGUCACGUAACCUUGUGGGACCUGGAGCGGCGGCACCCGGCGGCUCAGCUGAGACACGCCCACCAGACGGCGGUGAGCGCCAGCUUCGUGCACGGCGAGCCGCUCCUCGUCACCAACGCCGGCGACAACGCCAUCAAGGUCUGGAUCCUAGACCAGGAAGGGGGCGGAGCUAGGUUGCUGAGAAAUCGGCAGGGUCACAGCGCCCCGCCCGCUACCAUCUGUCACCACGGCAACGACGGGAAAAACAUCCUCAGCGCUGGUCAGGACGGCACACUGCAGUCUUUCUCCAGCGUACACGAACGACUCAACAAGAACCUCGGACAUGGCUCCAUCAAUAAAAAGAAAGAGCAGAAGAAGAAGAAGGGGCUGUCCUAUGAAGAGCUCCGCCUACCUGCAAUCACUGCAUUCGCCUCUGCGGCGGCCCGCCAAGCCGACUGGGACGGUAUCGUGGCGUGUCACCGUGGUCGCCUAGCAACCACCACCUGGAACUACCAGCGCUGCUCAAUGGGGGCACACCACUUGCGACCACCGGGGGGCAGCGGCACUGCUGUCGCCACGGCUGUUGACAUCACUUCCUGUGGAAACUUUACGCUGGUGGGCUCUUCGUGCGGUCGCGUCGACGUUUACAACCUGCAGUCCGGAUUUCAUCGCGGUUGCUAUGGAGACGAGCAGAAAGCCCACAGCGGCACCGUGCGAGGCGUGGCCACCGACACGCUCAAUCAGCUGACGCUCACCGCCGCGUCCGAUUGCCUCCUCAAGUUCUGGCGCUUCAAGAGCCGCAAACAGGAAGACCAGAUCAAGCUAAAUGCGGCGCCGGCUAGCAUGAAGCUACACAGAGACAGCGGCAUGCUAGCAGUUGCUCUGGAUGACUUCACUCUGCUGGUCGUCGACAUUGAAACCAAGCGAGUUGUCCGCAAGUUUGCGGGUCACCACGGCAACACCAACGACAUGACUUUCAGUCCAGACGGUCGCUGGUUGAUCACCGCCGGGAUGGACUGCACCAUUCGCACGUGGGACGUCCCCUCGGGAAACCUGGUGGACUGCUUCCUGGUGUCCAUGGCACCAGUGGGCGUGUCCAUGUCCCCAACUGGCGACUACUUGGCGACGUCGCACGUGGACAGCCUUGGCGUUUACUUGUGGACCAAUAAGAGCCUUUGCGGUCCCGUGGGGCUCCGCCCGCUCCCGGCCGACUACCGGCCAGAGGAGGAGACCCUGCCGGGGGCCGGGCCGCCGGGGGCCGAGCGGGAAGUGACAUCAGAGGAGGAGGAGCCUGCCGAGGCGUACGGCUCGGCGGAGCAGUUGGGGGCGGAGCUCGUGACGCUGUCGCAGCUCCCCGAGUCGAGAUGGAAACAUCUGCUGUGCCUCGACACCAUCAAGAGGAGGAACAAAGCGGUGAUGCCGCCCGUGUCUGGAGCACCCGCGCCCUUCUUCCUGCCCACAGUGCCAGGGCUGAUGCCGCGCUUCUCCGUGCCGCCACAGGAAGCACAGUCAAAGGUGUUGAGCUGCAGUCUACCAUCACAGAGGUCAAAGUUCAGUUGUGCUCUGGAGGCGUGUCUUGUCACGGAGUCAUCAUUCGUCGUUCCCGUGGAGCUGUUGAAGUCUUUCGGUCCGUCUGCCGUCUCAGUCGAGCUUGCCGGUCUGUCGCCUGAGGGGGGCGGAGCCAGCAGCCUCAUGUUUGCCUUCAUUCGCAUGAUUGACAGCAUGCUGGCCAGUGGGCGGGACUUUGAUCUGGCUCACGCUUACCUAUCGCUGUUCCUCAAGCUUCACCUCCAUUCACUGGCGCAGGAUGCCGUUGCCAUGGAAGCGUUGCUCCGCCUCUCCUCACGGCUUGAGGCUGGAUGGGCGGAGCUCCGGGCGUCCUUCACUCAAUCGCUUUGUUUGUUGGCGUACGCCAAGAGUGCACUUUUGUGAAUGCUUACACGUGCAGCCUUUGUACAUGUCAUUGUGCUGCUUUGUUUACAAUAAAAAGCUUGUUUUUGUGACUUGAA